AUGCUGUACGAUUAUCAACCGCAGUCUUAUCAGCCGCAGCAGCCCCUGCCGCAAAGAGGACGCGGAGGAAGAGGAGGAAGAGGAGCAGGUGGUUCAAGACUUGGUACAGGAACCUCUGCCGUGAUGCCGAAGAAGGAUUCCAAAUCCGAUGAGGGAGGCCGCAAGAACAAGAUGAGUCAGGCGGCUGCGGCCAAGCUGGAACAACAGCAGCAACAGCAGCAGCAGCAACAACAGCAGCAACAGCAACAACAGGACGAUGUAUCGGGCAUGAAAGGCGGUGGUCCCGGUACGGGUCGGCCUGGUUCCGUUGGACCGGGAGGAAUGAAACCGUCGGACGCUUGCAGUAUUAACGCGGGCGGUGGUCCCGGACCGAACAGCGGUGUUAUGGAUGCGCUGGGUAAGGCUGGCGUUCCGGUGAUGGGAGGUGGUGUGGGUGGCCCUCUAGACGGUGGUGGUGGUCAUCCGAUGGAUGGGAAGAUGAACCCCGGUUUGGCCGGUAUGAUGGCGGGCAACAAACCGUCAAACAAGCUGGAGUACACGCAGCAACAGAGCCAGAUAUUUGUGUUCUCGACGGCGCUCGCGAAUAAAGGCGCCGAAGCGGUACUGAGCGGACAGUUCAACUCGAUCAUUGCAUAUCACUGUGCGCAGAUGCAGAAACAGAACCGUCUCGGCGGCCCCGGACCGGACGAGAUGACCGGGAACAGUGUGGGACCGGGCGCGAUGUCACCGUGGAUGGAUCACGGCCACGGACACGGUUCGCCCGAUCAUCAUCCGAUGGGACCGCGGGGCAUGGGCGGACCGGGUGGUCCACCGGACGGUAUGAAAAAGUCAGCCACCAUUCACCAUACGGCCAAUGCGUCCUGCCUGGAGAAUGACGGCUCGUUGCCGAUGUUUGGCGGCGGUCCCGAUGGGCACAUGCCGCCCCACAUGCGCAUGGGACCGGGCGGGGGAGGGCCGCUCGACCCGUCGAUGGUGAUGGGGAAAAAGUCGGCCACCAUUCACCACACGCCGAACGCUUGCAUGGAUCAGGACGGGAGCGGUCUGCCGAUGUACCCGACGGAUGGGCACGGAGGGGGGCCACACAUGCGCAUGAACCCGGACGGAAUGUCCAAACCGUCGACCAUUCAUCAUACGCCCAGCUCAUGCAUGGAGGGUGACGGUAGCGGUGAUCCGACCGUGGGAAGCCACCCGGGCGUUAAGAUGGAAAACCCGUCACCCGUUGGGUCGCACAUUUCGCCGAGCGGUGGUGGUGGAGUGCCUGGUGGUGGUCCGGGUGGUGGUCAUGGAGGAGGUGGACCCGGUAUGGGUCCGGGAGGAGCGGGCGGUGGUCCCGGCGGCAGUCACUCCAGCUCGACGAUAAUCGACCAGAUGAACUCGCUGGUGGCGUCACUCCCGCUGAUGAAGGGUGGCAAUGUACUUUCGCAAUCGCGUGGCCAUCCGCAACCGUCGCUGCAAGGUGUAAAAGUGCCGGACGAAAAUUUAACGCCCCAGCAACGGCAACACCGGGAGCAACAGCUCGCCACGUUACGCCAGAUGCAGAAGAUGUUCUUUCCCGAGCAACGCGCCAUGGGCAUGGAUCCGCACGGCAUGGGCAUGAGGCCCCAGUUUCGGGGGCCUGCCACCGGUAUGCCGCCGGACUUCGGGGGACCACCGAAUCGGCCGCUAAAUCCUGCCUUUAUGAAUACGCCCCUCGGUAGUGGUGGUAUGGGUGGCCCGGUGGACGGUGGACCGGGUCCGGGGCCGGGACCCGGUCCCGGUAUGAUUAACGAACAGAUACCGCCGAUGCAAUACAACAAACCGAACAUGAUGAACCCGGGCAUGUACGGAGGUGGCGGUAUGGGAGGCGGCGGUCACGGAGGAGGCGGAGGUCCGAUGGGUGGUCCAAUGGGUGGCCCGAUGGGAGGUCCCGGUGGUCCGAUGGGUGGUCCGAUGGGUGGCCCAAUGGGUGGACCUGGUGGUGGUGGCCCAAUGAAUCGUAUGUACAAAGCAGACCCCGACCCAAUCUUUCCACCCAUGACGGAGAUGGGUGGAUAUGGCGGUGGAGGCGGGGGCGGUGGCGGUGUGAUGAAUAAUCAUGGUCCUGGUAUGUUUAAUCCCGGCAUGCAGCAACGAAUGGGUAUGCCACCGGGCGGUGGUGCUGGUGGACCCGGACCCGGUGGUGGACCGAUGGGUGGCGGGCAUAUGGGGAUGGGUGGACCGAAGAUGGGACCGGAUCCGUCGAUGCUUGGUGGCCCCGGUGGUCCGAUCCCACAGUCCCCCCUGAUGGAUGAUGACCUCAGCAAGGGUUCGAUGCAGCAGCAGCAAAUGAUGCUUCCCGCAAAUCCACCUCUUCCGCAGCAACCGGGCACACCGACGGGUGGUGGUGUCGGUAGCAACGGUGGCCCCAUGUCGGUCGGCAUGAAUCCGGGCCUGAAUCCCAACGGCGCCAACGGUACGGUCAACAAUAAUGGUAAAACGAAAGAGCCUUCCGUUUCGCCGGAACAGCAACAGCAGGGUGGCCCUGGCUCGAACCAGCAGCAACAACAGCAGCAAGGACCCGGCAGUCAACAGGGGCCCUUGACACCGCAAACCCCCCAAGGCGGACAGCAAACACCCGGGCCACCACUCACUCCACAGACAUCGAUGGCCGGUUCGUAG
Messenger RNA from Anopheles marshallii, 2637 nucleotides. RefSeq names its product protein pygopus-like. The transcript is spliced from 2 exons. Lineage: Eukaryota; Metazoa; Arthropoda; Insecta; Diptera; Culicidae. Bases 1 to 2637 code for a protein of 878 amino acids. The record is from RefSeq and is a predicted model, not a curated record.